Messenger RNA from Etheostoma spectabile (orangethroat darter), 2988 nucleotides. RefSeq names its product centrosomal protein 68 (gene cep68). The transcript has 9 exons. The record is from RefSeq and is a predicted model, not a curated record. The coding region runs from base 196 to 2274 and encodes 692 amino acids. Lineage: Eukaryota; Metazoa; Chordata; Actinopteri; Perciformes; Percidae.
AGGCAGCACGAAGGAGGCGGCUGCAGGACGGCAGUAAAACCAAGUUACCGCGAAGCUCCAGGAACUAGACGCUCCCAGCUAGCUAAGCUAUUGUACUUCUUGUGUGCUUCUGUGUGCCUCGACUGAGCAUGAUGUUUGACAAAAAGCUCGCAGUUCCUUCAAGUUGACCGGAUCUUCUCACGUUUCCUUUGUCCAAUGGAAGCCAAGGGAUGCAGCCAGAGGUGGAAGAUGCACCUCCCAGAGUUUAGACCCAGCCGGAGAAGCCCGAAUCCGACAACAGAAGACAGUGAAAGAGGCCGGACAGGGAGAGUGAGAGACGGAGGAAGGCCACACAAAAAUGUUAGCGUGGCGCCCACCUCCAGGUAUCUGAGCGACAGACAGUAUGUCAUGAGAAAGCCUCUGUUCUCUGCCGAACAACAUGCAUCUAUCUUAAAGAAGACGCAGCCACAGAAGCACACAGAGAAGGAGAACCAGUUGGGUGUUAGCACGAGUGAAGAAAAUCAGCAACCCAGGGAGCUACAUUUCUCGUCCAGACCAGGAGAGGAGCUGACCCCGGAGAGCUACAGCCUCUCUCACAGUGACCUUUCACGUCCCGCAGCCUCAAGAAAAGACCUCCGCUCACCCUCGGGUGUCUCCGAGCUCAGGACCAGGCUGUGCCAUGAAGAACCCAGUUUGGGAUCCUCUUUCCCUGGCAGCAGAUCAGCUCAGUGGAGCUUCUUAAACUCCUCCCUGGAGGUCCAGAGACCGAACCCGCCUCUUAGGCCACAACUGACCUCCACUGUUCUGUAUCCUACUUACACCCCUCGCUCAGGGUACUCCAGGCCAGGCCAGACCCAACUCAGGAUGGGAGGGGGGGAGCGGAGAGGAAAGGAAGAGACCAAACUAUGCUCUUCUAGAGGACAUAAAAGAGGACAUCCAAUGUCUCCCCACCAGGCCAACUACUGGGCCUGUGCCAUCCCUAAAGCUUUGCCUCCAUCUCCAGACCGGAACUCUGCAAGCUGGGACCCGAACAGGGAGUACCAGGCCCUUCUGGACUACACCUACCCUCUUAGACCAGGGCAGGUGCUCUGUGAGGGGGACAGCUCCAAGCUCCAGGAAGACUCUCUCUUCCAAACAUACCCCAACCUGGAGGACUCAGGGAUUGAACUGGACCAUCAUUGUAGCUCCACCAGCCUGUCAGGGUUGGACUUUUCUUUUAGCGUGGGUCAUAAGUCACCUGAGUCCCCCGAUGGUCCGCCCUCCGGUGCCUUGCUCUACCAAACAGACCCCGGGGCUUUGUCCUUUGACAGUUUGGACGAUAGUAAGGACAGAGAUGAAAUUAAUUUUUACAAGUGUGAUGGUCGCCAUCAUCAGCACCAUGCACUGUCCUCCUCCUCAACUGCUCUUCCACGGCCCAGGUGUGGAUGUGGGGAGGUGGACGAGGAGUUCCGGCCUCUUCCAGAGCAGCUGGAGGAGCUCCAGCUGCUCUCCAGACAGGUGAGGGAGGUAACGGCCCAGCUGAGCCGGCCUGCCACAGCCAGCUGGGAGUCUCUGGAGCCGGGCACCACCUCCGUCCUCUCCUCCAUCACCCUGCCUGGGAAACAGAAGGCUGAAGUCAAAGACUUGGAGGACAGCAGUCAGGACACAGGUGAAGGAAAACAGAAGACGGGCAGAGAGGAGAGGAGUGCCGCUCACACCGCAGCUGAUCGAAGGGACUUUGAGGCCGUGAGGAGGAGCUCUGGAGCCUGGGGGGAGUCCGUAGGAGGGGGACUGAGUCCAUCCAGUCUCAGGGAGGUGGAGGUUCUGGUGGAGCAGCUGUGUGGUCUCACCCUGCCUGGCAACAAGAGGGGCAGCCAGGAGGACCCGGAGCAAAGUGACUCCCUGAUGCAACACAUCCAGGUCUUCUGCUCACACCUGGAGCAGCUCAUAAAGCAGUUAUAUACUAUGUCAGAGAAGAUGGAGCUGCUGUGUGCGCCCACUGUAGACAUAGACAGUGUAAAGUCAUCCCUGGCUGAAUAUCAGGGUUUUCAGAGAGAAGUGAGCAGUCAACAGCCCCUGACCUCCUGUGUUCUGCACACCGGACAGCUCCUCCUCCGCUGCAUUAACACCAUGUCCCCACUUUUAAGAGACACCCUUGUGUUGAUUGAGAGGCAGCGUGGAUCUCUGGAGACCCACACCGAACACUUGUUCUCCUCCAUCCUGGCUGCCAUGGACAGCCUCACCCAGCCCAGUCCGGUCCAGCAGAACAAAGAGGAGGACCCGGACCCUGUGGGGGUCCGAGGAUCCACUUUGUAAACAGACUGCUGGACGUGUCUGUGAUGUAAUUUAUUUCACUCAUUUCGUUGUGAUCUUCAGUUUUAUAAUACAGGGCUCUCAUUUCAGUCUCAGUUACUGUCACCAUUAUGUUAAUCUGUCAAUUGAAAUGUCUGUUUAAAUGUUAAAUUACAUUUUCAGACUUACACAGUAUCUGUCUUUCAUAUUCCACCUCACAGACUGUGAAUAUAUUUGUUAGGUCCUUCACAUGCUGAAUUUCAAAAAUGGAUAAAUAUUGCGAUGGCACACUGAGAUAUCAGUGGACAUAAACAGCUGUGUGUCUGGUCUACUGCAUACACACCAGUCAGUCUGAUCUCUGUCCAGUUGGCAGGGUACAGUCAUACACCAAUACAUUUUUUUGGUCACAUGAUACAGUUCCAGUGAAAUGUAGUCCCAUUGUACCGUUCUGGAGGAUAUGGAUACUUGCACUAUGAUCUUAAUUCGUAGAAUCAAGAUCAAUGACUUUUUAACGUUUGCUUCUCAGCUGCUUUAAUAACCAGGACAGGUGGUCACUGUCCACGUGUCCUUGCAAUACAUGCAGUCGCUCUUGGGGACAUUUUUGGGUCUGCAAAUUAUAGUGUGGCCGUGGUCAUUAGUGUGAACUCGCUCUCUUAAAAAGCCUUUACAACCCAAAGAAACUGUUUACUGCACUGUAAUUCAAUCAAAGUCAUUGAAUAAAGAGGAUUGUUUCAAAUA